This is a messenger RNA of Aspergillus thermomutatus, 936 nucleotides long. RefSeq lists its product as uncharacterized. NCBI's taxonomy places the organism in Eukaryota, Fungi, Ascomycota, Eurotiomycetes, Eurotiales, Aspergillaceae. The record is from RefSeq and is a predicted model, not a curated record. The transcript has 3 exons. The coding region runs from base 1 to 936 and encodes 311 amino acids.
AUGGCUCGACGCAUUCCUGGUGUCAGGACGACACCUGCAGCCAGUCUAUGGCGUGCAAGCACCCUCCCUCUUUUCCUGCUUGCAGUCCUUCUUCUGUAUAUCCUACCAGCCAAUGGCUUGGACACGCAGCGAUGGCCCCAGGGCAGUUUGGUUGUCGAGCGGACAACUGACAAACUCGUUGCCCGAGCGGAUAAUUGGGAUGUCUACAAGGAGAAAGGGCGCAGAAUGCAUUGCGCGAUGAACGGGGACCAGGAAGCAGCAAAUCAGUAUGGGUGGGUUGUGGAUGAUGACGAAGACCCUGACAUGGCAAUGGGUCAAGACACUCUGGCGAACGCUUUCGAGGAACUCAACAUCGAUGCGGAGAAAAACUUUCUGGUCAGGAUUGAUCAUUCGAGGGCUAUGACGGUUGAUGGUAAACCGUACAAAGAAUCUGAAGCCUAUUAUCAGAGUCUGUUUAACAUGAAAGCUGGGCUAAUCGUUGCGGACGACAAUAAGAGCCCUGAGUAUAUGCAGAAAAAUUCGAAUUGGAAGCCUGAGCAGUUCGUGCCGCUGAAGCAGUGGUCAGACGUGAUCUUUCUCCUCUGGGAGAGGGCGGCCAGGGAGGCCAACAGUAAUGUCCAGAACCUUGAGCAUAUCUUCCGGAGCAUAGUUAUCAAUGGUGAUACACUCGCUAUCAUGAGAAGAGCCAUUGGGAAACCAGCAGACUUCGAGGGCUGGGGCGAAUUGAGGCCAAUGAAGGAGAAGGGCAGGACUUUCAGGCCCGGGUCUGAUGCGUACUAUGCUCUGCUCUACUCCCCAAACGGCCGCGGUGUCGGUUGGCUGUUAAUUCAGCACAAGGCCAAGCUAGGCCUGAGGACAGUCUCUGAAAUUACAGUAUUCGGAGGAAGUGAUGGUGAGCCGGUAAUGUACUUCAAGAUUGAGCCUGUGAAGUUGUGA